Chara braunii is the source of this 4635-nucleotide messenger RNA. NCBI's taxonomy places the organism in Eukaryota, Viridiplantae, Streptophyta, Charophyceae, Charales, Characeae. The record is from the annotation of a GenBank genome assembly.
UUAACACGGCUGUGGAAGAAGCGGUUCAUCGUCGACGACGCACCAGCACUCGCCGUCAACCGUCUCUUCACCAUGACUCAAGGCAACACAACAACACGUGACUGGCUCACGGAAUGGCAGAAGAUCGCGGCAACGCCCGAUCUUGACUUAUCAUUUCCUCAUCUGCGCUGUGAGUUCUACAAUAGGUCAUGCGCUGCAUUGAGCCAGGCACUUGGUGAUUGCGAGCAGUAUGCAACUUUCGCCGAGAUUAUUGACAAGGCAAGAGAGAUCAUCAAGACCAACAGGGCGGCUGCACACGAGAGGUCAGCGUGGCAGCCAACCUAUGUGGAGAAGGUGAGAACUGGUCCGCGACAGCAGCAGUUCGCUGCAGUCCAAUCGGACAACACUGUGGAAGACCCGGCAGCCACCCAAGCGUCAUGUGAGGGAGAUCAGGUGGCUGUUGUCCAGCCGCGAAGCAACAUCAAGUCCCGAGGAAACGGGAAGGCGAAAUCAGCAUCGCCGGCCGGAAAUGGACAGCCUGCACCACCAUGGGUCAAGUUCGGCUUGACCGAGGCCGAGUACAAGUACCGCGGCCGUUACAGCUGUUGUUACUGGUGCAACAACACCAAGCACAAGACCUCCCUUUGCCAGGAUCAGGCCAAGGAGGAUGUGCGGCCUCUACCGACACCGUUGAUGGACGCCGGAGUAGAGGUUGUCGACCUUCACGCCUACAUUGCGAAGAUCGACCGGGAGUUCAAGACGCAACGGUACGACGACAUCGAUGCACCAUUGCUAUAUGUUCGCAUUCAGAUCGGAGAGGCGACCUGCAACGCUUUGAUCGAUUGCGGAGCAUCUUGCAACUACAUGAGUCAGGACUUCAUGGAACGCGUCGGCCUUGGCCCACGAGUCCGGAAGUCCCAGCCUACGCAAGUCACGUUGGCGGACGGUCACACCCACAAGUCAAUCGACCGGUGCAUUGAUGACGUCCCAGUGUGCUUUGCCCCUCACACAAGUGAGGCAGUGUCCUUUGACAUUCUGGACACCAAAUUCGACAUGAUCUUGGGCAUGUCAUGGCUGCGAAGCGAGGAUCACCCGGUGAACUUCUACUGCCGCACCGUUCACGUUCGUGAUCGAAACGGAGUACUGGUCCCAUGCACGGUAGCUCCUCCUCACCCUUUAGUCAGUUGUCACGUGGUAUCCGCCGCAAGCAUGCGAGCUUCCAUCAUCAGAGACGACAUCGAGGAGAUGGGGGUGUGUUUUCUCCACGCCCUCCUGCCCCAUGACGCUUCACCGACGGACUCAUCUUCGGAUCCACGCAUCACCGAGCUUCUCGACGCCUAUGGCGACGUGUUCGAAGGCCCGCACGGAGUAGUACCGGAUCGACCCAUCCGCCACGAGAUCAUCCUCAAGGACGGGGCAGUACCUCCGCGCGGUUGCAUCUACCGAAUGAGCAAGGAAGAGUUAAGUGUGCUUCGGGCACAACUCGACGACCUUCUGGAGAAAGGCUGGAUUCGGCCUAGCUCAUCGCCAUAUGGUGCACCUGUUCUCUUCGUCCGGAAGAAGAACAAGGAUUUGCGGUUGUGCAUUGAUUAUUGCAAGCUCAACGCGCAGACGAUCAGAAACGCCGGCCCUCUCCCAUGCAUCGACGACCUUCUCGAACGACUGGGCGGCGCCAAGUUUUUCUCCAAGCUGGACCUCAAGUCGGGAUAUCACCAACUCGAGAUUUGGAAGGAGGAUCGCUACAAGACCGCGUUUAAAACGCGAUAUGGGCAUUUCGAAUGGCUGGUUAUGCCAUUUGGCCUUACGAAUGCCCCGACCACUUUCCAAGCGGCUAUGACAACGGAGUUCCGACACAUGCUGGAUCGAUUCGUACUUAUGUACCUCGACGACAUUCUGGUGUACAGCCGGAGUUUGGACGAGCAUGUGGAACACCUGCGCACCGUUUUGGAGCGGCUACGACAAGCCAAGCACAAAGCCAACCGCGACAAAUGCAAAUUCGCGCGGCAGGAGUUGUACUUGGGACACUAUGUGACGCCGCAAGGCAUCCGUCCGCUUGCGGACAAGAUCGAGGCCCUACGAGUAUGGCCCGAGUCCACCAACACCACGGACGUUCGUUCAUUCAUGGGGUUGGCGGGCUACUAUCAUCGAUUCAUCACCGGAUACUCAAGGAUUGCUGCACCUAUGACGAGAUUACAAUUGCCAAAGGUGCCAUUCGUAUUCGAUGACGACGCACUCUUGGAACAGCACGACGGCGACGACUGGCACCCUGUGGAGUAUUUCAGCCACAAAGUGCCUCCCAUCAACUCGCUUGAUGAUGCAAGGAAGAUGGAGCUGCUCGCAUUCGUCAUGUCUCUCAAGCGAUGGCGGCACUUCCUCCUUGGGCGUCGUAGGUUCACAUGGGUCACGGACAACAAUCCAUUGACCUACUACAAGACGCAGGAUACGGUGAGCAGCACGAUUGGACGAUGGAUGUACUUCAUCGACCAAUUUGACUUCACACCGAAACAUCUGCCCGACCUCUCCAAUCGCGCAGCAGAUGCACUCUCGCGAAGACCUGAUCUUUGCGCUAUGACACAUCAUGCCUUCGCAUUCGACGAGGAGCUCCAGCGACACUUCAUCAGAGGCUAUGAGUCCGAUCCAGAUUUCACCACGCUAUAUGCGCAGCUAUGUUCGGAUCACCCACCAGGCUAUGGGUACUUGCUCCUGCCCUCGCGGGGCAAGGACUUACUAUGUGUCCCACGCGACCGCCGUCUUCGGACGGGCCUCCUCAGCGAGUAUCAUGAUUCGCGACUCGCCGACCAUUUCGGAGUCAACCGCACUAUUGCACGGCUUCGACAGCGAUUCCGGUGGCCCGACCUCAUCACCGAUGUCACGAGGUAUUGCGACUCUUGCGAAGUUUGCCGACGAAGCAAACCUCGCAACCGCAACCCCUACGGCGAGCUGCGCCCGAUGUCGAUCCCGCAGGAACCCGGUCUCUCCAUUGCCAUGGAUGUCACCGGACCAUUCCCCCGCAACCGCCUUGGACACGACGGCAUCCUCACGGUCAUGGACCGAUUGAGUAAGUACGCGCGUUUUCUCCCUUGCAAGUACUACUCCACGGCUCCCGAGCUGGCACGCCUCUUGCACACCGGUUGGAUUUGUGGCCACGGUGUACCAGAAGACAUAGUCAGCGACCGCGACACUCGCUUCAUGUCGGCGUUUUGGACUGCUCUCAUGCAGGAGUCCGGCACGAAGAUGAAACCAAGUUCGGCUCGGCAUCCACGGACGGACGGGCAAACGGAGCAGGCACAUCAAACCGCUCAAAUGAUGCUUCGUACGCUCAUCCGUCCGGACCAAAAAGAUUGGGCUGACCGCCUCCCCGACAUCAAGUUCGCCUACAACACUUCGGUGCACCCGGCGAUCGGCGUGACUCCAUUCGAGUUGCACCACGGUGGACGGAAAGGCCGUAUCUUCGCCGACCUUCUCCUCCCACGACCAGCCGACAUCGAUGUCGCUUGCUCUCCCGCUUCCAUCCGGAAGUACAGGGAAUUGCUGGCUCAAGCCCGAGCGAAUAUGCAAAAGGCUCAAGUCCGCAUGCAGCAGCAAGCCAACAGGCAUUGCGUGCCAUGUCCCAUCCUCGCCGGCGACCUGGUUUGGGUUUCCGCGGAAGAGUUUGCACUGGAACAGGAUGUCAGUGGCAUGGAGCAAACAAGCUUCCUCUUUCAGCAGGCAGCAGAGGUAGGGUUAUCCCAUUCUGCUCUUCUGCGUACCGUCCUUGCAAGGGCCUGUAGAAGACAUGGUCUUCCAUGGCCAUGCUUUCCCGAACAAGAUGAUGGAUUGCGUCACUCUGACUCAGACACUGCACAGGAGUCUGACGGUGCAGCUAGUAAGCAUCAUGACAACGUGCAGGGGGGAAGAAAUCCAAAUUUGACAAUGAGGCCCUGGCGAAACACCUCUGCCGCAGCUAGGCCUACUAAAUCGCAGGCUGUUUAUGUUCUAUUUGGUGGAGCCACCUCCGAGCGCCAGGUGUCACUCAUCAGCGGGACAAAUGUUUGGCUGAAGCUUAGGGAAUUGGAUGAGUUCCACGUUCGCCCUUUCGUACUAGCUGCUUCAGAUAGCCAACAGCAAGACACAAAUGGGGGAGUGCGGCGUAGCACGAAGUCAUCUGCGGAAGAAAUGACGGUUUGGGCACUGCCGUACAAGAAUGUGCUUAAGCAUACUGUGGAAGAGGUGGUGGAGGACUGUGAGAGGGCAUGUGAUGAAGCUUCACUGGAGUCUUCACUGGAGUCUAAGUUUUGCACAUUGGGAUCUUGGUCACCCAUGGUGUCUCUGAAGAUGCAAGUCAGGGAAGAGUUGAUGAAUGCUGGAAUAAGUCUCAACUUGGAUCAUCUGGAAAAGCCGCGCAAACUCACCUUGAGGAAAUGGAUAUCCGAAGCAGCCGAAAAUAAUGCUGUGGCAUUUAUUGCAGGUAUAUCUUAUGUGAAACGCCGUUGAAUUAAAAUAAUGUCUUCGCACAAUCUACGCAUGUUUGCCUUCACUGAGAUUGGCCAUUUGAAGCCUGUCCCGUUUACUGAUAUGCCUCUUCUCUGAAUUGGCAGUCUGUAGGAAACUGGAUAGUGCCCGAUUUUCGUGAGUUUGGGUUAAGUUAAAAUUUUUAAGUAAAUGUCAGUUAUCCGA